Messenger RNA from Striga asiatica, 663 nucleotides. The record is from the annotation of a GenBank genome assembly. Lineage: Eukaryota; Viridiplantae; Streptophyta; Magnoliopsida; Lamiales; Orobanchaceae.
AUGCGAGCGGCAAGGGCUGGUAGACCAGCUCAAGCGAUUGAGAGAACUCAACCUUUGCGACAGAUUCAAAAAGAAAGAAUCCAGAUGGCAACGAACGAAGCGGAGCGAAGUGAAGGACGAGUGAGAAAAAAAAUCGAAUUUGAACCUCAACAAAUGGUCCAUUUGUUGAUGGGCGAACGACGGGGAUUGAACCCGCGCGUGGUGGAUUCACAAUCCACUGCCUUGAUCCACUUGGCUACAUCCGCCCUUACCCCCGCACACAAAACUUUCCCCAUUGCACUCACUAGCAGCCCUGGUCUUUCAAUUCCUAAUGUGAAUGUUGUGGAAUUUUCUACUGGUUCUCGUCCACUUACCGUUGACCUCGCCUCCCACUACAGCAGUAGCGCUGGCAUGGUUUUAGUUUCUGAUCCAACUUCUCCCCUUUUGUUGGUUUCUCUGAACAAGAUGCCAAUUCUGAUUCCUCUUCGGACUUCCUCCCUACUUCCGCAUUGGGGGUUUGGCCGUACUCCCUUUGCUCGAGUUACUCACUGGACGGAUUCCACUCCGUUCUUCGUUGCAGAACUACGUUCCUUUCCUCUUUUCAGAACUCAAAACAAAAGCUAUUCCUAUCUCUUAAAGAGAGCCGCUGAUCGAAGAAAGAAUUUUCCCUUACAAGAACAAUGA